AUGCCAGAUGAAGGUGAGGAGGAGGCAAUGUGGGUGGGUCAAGAUUUGCACAAGCGCAAAGUUGAAUCAGCAACUUUGCCUGAGGUGUUGGAAUGUCAUGACUCUGAACCACCAAGUUCAAGAAUUGCAACAGGUCUGAAAAUGGAACACACCCAUGAACACACCUUUCUGGUGACCAGAGAAGUCUUUGACAUCAGCAACUCUUCUUUUGCCAAGUCGAAGAGUAUGGUGUUCUUACCGGCUGAUGUGCUUGACCCCAGCCAAUUUGGCAAUUGCAAUAGCAUCAAUUUAAAAGAGGCCAAUGAACAAGGCCGGGUUGUGAUACCAAAGAACAAGCAGACCAAAGUGGUCAACUCAGCCAAUAUUAAGCAGGCCAAAGGGGUACACUCUCACAAUGGAGAGUCGAGUUCAACUCAGAUUCUGUUUUGUUCUCCUUCACUAAGUAAAGAUGAUCAAGAAGGCCAAGGUUGUACACUUGCAAGGAGUGUACUUGGAUUUUCAAGGGACUUUGGUGAUGAUCAAUCAUCAUAA
Messenger RNA from Melampsora larici-populina 98AG31, 531 nucleotides. RefSeq lists its product as uncharacterized. The coding region runs from base 1 to 531 and encodes 176 amino acids. The transcript is spliced from 5 exons. The record is from RefSeq and is a predicted model, not a curated record. NCBI's taxonomy places the organism in Eukaryota, Fungi, Basidiomycota, Pucciniomycetes, Pucciniales, Melampsoraceae.